This is a messenger RNA of Rotaria sordida, 2112 nucleotides long. NCBI's taxonomy places the organism in Eukaryota, Metazoa, Rotifera, Eurotatoria, Philodinida, Philodinidae. The record is from the annotation of a GenBank genome assembly.
AUGCUACAAGCUGGGGGCGAACCACUAGCACGUCAGAUACAUAAUCUCUGUAACAAAGCAUGGAAUGAAGGUAUAAUUCCAGAGGAAUGGGAUAUAAAUUGUGAAUUACCACAAAGUUAUAGUCCAAGAUAUGUCGAAGCAGCUUGGUAUGAUUGGUGGGAAAAACAAGGUUUUUUUCGUCCAGAAUAUUAUGAUGAACAUCCUCCAUCAAAUGCUUCAACACCACGAAAAAAUUUUAUUAUGGUUAUUCGACUACCAAAUGUAACUGGUUAUCUUCAUCUAGUUCUUUGGGUAUCUGGUUGUGAUCAUGCUGAUAUAGCAACACAAGGUGUUGUUGAAAAAGAAUUAAUGAGAGAACAAAAAUUAUCAAGAAAUGAUUUGGGAAGAGAAAAAUUUUUAGAAGAAGUUUGGAAAUGGACAAAUGACAAAGGUAAUCAUAUUUAUGAACAAAUAAAAGCGUUAGGUUCAUCAUGUGAUUGGUCACGUAAAGUAUUUACUAUGGAUAAAAAUAUGUCAUAUGCUGUUGAAGAAGCAUUCAUUCUUAAUUGGUCAUGUACACUUAAAUCAGCUGUAUCUGAUACUGAAGUAAAAAAAAAUAUUCGGUCGAAAAAAACGGAAAUAAAAGGUCGAACAUUAAUUCGUGUACCUGGCUAUGAACACCCAGUUGAAUUUGAUGUUUUAACCUAUUUUGCUUAUCCAGUUGAAAAUUCAAAAGAAGAAAUUAUUGUUGCUACAACUCGUCUUGAAACAAUGCUUGGUGAUACAGCUGUUGUUGUUCAUCCAAAUGAUGAACGUUAUAAAGAUUUACAUAGUAAAUAUGUUCAACAUCCAUUUCUUCAACGUCGUGUACCAAUAUUAACUGAUACAAUGGUUGAUCCAGCAUUUGGUUCGGGUGCAGUUAAAGUUACACCAGCACAUGAUCCAAAUGAUCUUGAAUAUGGACGUCGACUUAAUUUACAAUUUAUAACAUGUAUUAAUAAUGAUGGUUUAAUGUCAUCUGAAUGUGAACCAUAUAGUGGUAAACCACGAUUUGAUGUUCGACAUCAAUUAUUAAAUGAUUUAAAAGAACGUGGACUUUAUCGUGAUUCAAAAGAAAAUGAAAUGAUUUUACUAAUAUGUAGUCGAAGUAAAGAUAUUAUUGAACCAUUACUUAAAUUACAAUGGUAUGUUAAUUGUAAAGAUAUGGCAAAACGUUCAAUUGGAGCUGUACAAGAUAAAGAAUUAAAAAUUUUACCAAUUAGUUUUGAACUUGUUUGGUAUAAAUGUUCCGAUGAUAUUCCCGUUGGAAAUGAGACUGAUGAUCAUUAUUGGAUUAGUGCUUAUACAUAUGAAGAAGCACUUGAUAAAGCUGCACAAAGAUUUAAUAUUGCAAAAGAUAAAAUUCGAUUAACACAAGAUGAAGAUGUACUUGAUACAUGGUUUUCAUCAAAUCUUUUACCAUUUUCAUCAUUUGGUUGGCCAAUGGAAACAGAUGAUUUUAAAAAAUUUUUUCCAACAACAUUACUCCAAACAGGUCAUGAUAUACUUUUUCCUUGGGUUGCACGAAUGGUAAUGAUGUCAUUAGAAUUAACUGGUCGUUUACCAUUUACAGAAGUUUAUUUACAUGCAAUUAUUCGUAAUGCAGAUGAAUGUAAAAUGUCACAAACUUUAGGAAAUGUUAUUAAUCCACUUGAUUUCAUCCAUGAUAUAUCAUUAGAAAAACUUCAAGAAGGAUUCAAAAGUUCAAAAGAAGAUUAUCCAGAUGGUAUUCCUGAAUGUGGAACUGAUGCAUUACGUUUUGCUGUUUGUGAUUGUGCUGGUCAAGGUCAAUAUAUUAAUUUGAAUAAAUUUCGUGCUGAAUCUUCUCGAGAUUUUUGUAAUGAUCUUUUUGGAAUAGAGUUUAAACUUACUGGAACGGAAACACCAUGUGAUUUGUGGAUAUUAAGUCGAUUAAGUUAUGCUAUUGAACAAUGUGAAAGUGGUUUUAAAAAGUAUCAAUUUUCUCAAAUAACAACAGCUAUUUAUAAUUUUUGGCUUCCAGAAUUAAAUGAUAUUUAUAUUGAAUAUGUUAAAAAAGAUUUUUAUCCAGACAAACCAAAUUUAGAACAAAAAAAAACGACAAAAUACAAUUAA